This is a messenger RNA of Juglans microcarpa x Juglans regia, 1255 nucleotides long. Its product is annotated as cyclin-C1-2-like. Gene Ontology annotation, cellular component: mediator complex; nucleus. The transcript has 9 exons. The record is from RefSeq and is a predicted model, not a curated record. NCBI's taxonomy places the organism in Eukaryota, Viridiplantae, Streptophyta, Magnoliopsida, Fagales, Juglandaceae. Gene Ontology annotation, molecular function: cyclin-dependent protein serine/threonine kinase regulator activity. Bases 187 to 957 code for a protein of 256 amino acids. Gene Ontology annotation, biological process: positive regulation of transcription by RNA polymerase II.
AGAAAUGGGCCGAAACGGUAACGGAGUCUUCCUUUCCUUCCAGGAAUCCGACCUCCCCUUUUGCUGCAAGGCUAAGAUUUUUCCUUCUACUCUGUACCAUGAAAAACUGAAUCUUGAACGAUCGAAGCAACUUUUGAUGGUUCCAUAAGAGCACUCUCAGAAUCUUCCUGGUCUCUGAUACGAAAAAUGGCUGCCAAUUUCUGGACAUCCUCUCACCAAAAACAGCUAUUGGACCAGGAAGAGGUGGAUGUGGUGCACCCACUUGACAAAGACAAGGGCAUCACUCUUGAGGAUUUCAAGCUCAUUAAGAUGCAUAUGGCCAAUUAUAUAUUGAAAUUGGCUCAACAUGUAAAAGUGAGGCAAAGGGUGGUUGCUACUGCUGUGGCAUAUAUGAGACGUGUUUACACCAGAAAGAGUAUGAAUGAAUAUGAUCCGCGCCUCGUGGCUCCUACCUGCUUGUACCUGGCAUCAAAAGCAGAAGAAAGCACACUGCAGGCCAGGCUUCUUGUAUUUGUGCUCAAGAAAUUAUAUUCUGAUGAAAAGUAUAGGUACGAUAGGUAUGAGAUCAAAGACAUCCUUGAAAUGGAAAUGAAGAUUUUAGAAGCCCUCAACUGUUAUUUAGUUGUAUUCCAUCCUUACCGAGCAUUGUCUCAGUUGCUUCAGGAUGCAGGCCUGAAUGAUAUCAGUAUGACUCAAUUAACUUGGGGACUUGUGAAUGACACCUACAAGACAGACCUUGUUCUCAUACAUGCUCCACAUCUGAUUGCUUUAGCUUGCAUUUACAUUGCUAGCGUACUCAGGGAGAAAGAUACCACUGCAUGGUUCGAAGAGCUUCGUAUCGAUAUGAAUGCGGUAAAAAAUAUCUCUAUGGAGAUACUAGACUUCUAUGAAAACCACAGAAUGAUUACAGAAGAGAGAAUCAUUGCCGCUCUCAGCAAGUUAAAUUUGAAGCCCUAAAUAGUUUGGUCACUCUGCUUCCUGCAGGAAAAUAAUGCUGUUUAUCUUUGUUAUGACCAAGAUCAAGUUUCCGGUCUAUCUCAAAAGAAGUAGAUGAUCCUACUCUGUGAUAUUGGAAAGCUAUCAACUUGUUUUUUAGCCAAGUGAAGGGGGGUUAGCUUGCUGCACUAGUCAAAACCAAGGGGGAAGGAGUUGGAUUACAUUUUGUAGAGGAGACAUGCUCCAAUAGAUCUCCACGGUGUUUGUAAGAGAUGAUUGAUGUAACGAAGUUCACGUGAAAAAGCUAGUUUAUCAAUCA